This is a messenger RNA of Plutella xylostella (diamondback moth), 2708 nucleotides long. NCBI's taxonomy places the organism in Eukaryota, Metazoa, Arthropoda, Insecta, Lepidoptera, Plutellidae. The record is from RefSeq and is a predicted model, not a curated record.
GUGCACUUAUACUAUAGUAACUGAAAGAACAAAUUUAUCCACACUCGAUCUAAAGUUACAGUGACACAGUCCCAAAACCGGGUCGGCACCACAGAUGUCCAUGAGAAUGGAACUGUACACAAUACAGAAAUGUGUCACCGAUUGCAGGCAUUUUAUAUUAGCAUUAUAGGUCAAGGGUACGGCCGAGUACGACCUAGUUUCGGAGGCAAUGUAAACUCUUCCACGGCUGGCUGUUUGGAAUGCAGUUAUUGCAGUGGUUCGGGCGAAAAAAACUUUGGCUAAAACUACUUUUUGUUAAAGCGUCUGUCAUGAAAAUUUUGAAUAAAAAAAAAGUUGAGUUUGAACCGAGGGUUUAACCUUUAUUGUGGAAUACUUAUUAGCUUUUGCCAUGUUGAAUGGCGUUAAAAAUCUUUAUUUAUUGUAUAGGUAGGUAAAUAAAUACAUACUUACAAAAAAAAAACGACGAAAUAUGUAGGCAUGUUGGUAGCACCUUCCGUGCCAAACUAUUUAAAAGUAUGAGUUUGAAUAUUUUAAUAAAUUACUGCUCACAAACGCAAAAGGCUCUUAAUUUUGAUACUAAUAUGGAACAUUUCUUCUCAUGCCGACUCUUUCUUUUCUCUAUGAGCGAGUGAGAUGCAGUAUACGAUGGCAGGAACAAUAUUGAGUGAAUAGGGAAAGGUUUUAGUUAACUCGAGUCGUGGCAACAGUUUGGCCCUGAAAAAAGCGUUCAUUUGUUUUUAACGUCUAAUCGAAAAAUCGUUUACCUAACGUCUAUUGCACAUCCGAAAGUAGCUCACAGAGCUCAACAUUCUGAACAACUUUGCUAUCAUAACUUUGGCAUACUUAUCACGAAAAAUUUACGUUUUCCAUACAAAUAGAGACACCUAUAGAUGUGUGUAUGAUAGUAUCGUAGCGAUUUCCCCGCUUGUGGAGACGGCCCCUUUGUCUUCAAACUAAACAGCAGUUCACUUCCUGGCCACACCCGAGUGUAGCAGAAGGCUAAAUAACCACGUUUGUCAGUAAAUCCACGAGUCCGCACUAAAUAUUUAUACAUUUUUAACUGCGCAAAUAUCCGCAAUGACAAUUAACAAACUUGGCGUAUAUAUUUUUUGCCCGCAACAGAAAAUGAGGGCUGAUAUUAAUAGGUAUUUUUGUAUACGUGCAGCUACGUGCAGAGACAAACAGAGGGGGUUUAGUAAGUAUCGCGAGGUCAAAACAAAAUAACAUUUUCGAAGUAAUACUGUCAAAUUCAAUACAUUUUGAGCGAGCGGGGAUUUUUGUUUUUUCUACUCUUAUAUGCAUUGUUUUACAGUAGUAGUCAGUAAUCCCACCUACUCAGCAACCCCCAAGUCGAUAAGGGCGAUACUCGCUUACGCGCAAGCAAAAUUUAUUUCCCAUACCCAGACAUUAGCCGGGGCUAGUUUGGCAACGCAGUCCAGUCUUGGUUUAGCAUCGCUGGCUGGCGGUAGUGGCUGGUAUUUCCGGUUCCUGAAAAAAAAAGUAAAAACGCGUUCGUGAUGAGACAAAAAUGGAGUUGAAUUUGGAAUAUCCGGAUAUUUCGUCGUUGACCAGCCUCGGCUUGCUGAACCCGAAAGACCAAAAUGAUUUUCUGCAAAUCCAGCAACAAUACCUGGGGCGGCACGGCGUGCGGCGCUGGGGCAGCAUGUCGGAGGGCGGCGCCUGCGCGGGGCGCACCAACCUCAUCGUCAACUACCUGCCGCAGAGCGUGGCGGAGAAGGACCUGUACGCCAUGUUCACCAGCGUCGGACCGGUAGAGAGCUGUCGCGUUAUGAAGGACUUUAAGACUGGCUACAGCUACGGGUUCGGCUUCGUGAACUUCGCGCGCGAGGAGGACGCGGCGCGCGCCAUAGACACCUUCAACGGGUACCAGCUGCGGAACAAGAGGCUCAAGGUAUCCUACGCGCGUCCAUCCGGCGACGACAUCAAAGACACGAACCUCUACGUCACCAACCUGCCCCGCGCCAUCACCGAGGAACAGCUGGAGACGAUCUUCGGCAAGUACGGACGCAUCGUGCAGAAACACAUACUGCGGGACAAGAACAACGGCACGCCACGGGGAGUGGCUUUUGUCAGAUACGACAAGCGGGAAGAGGCGCAGGAGGCGAUAGCGGCGCUCAACAACGUCAUUCCAGAGGGCGGCACUGAGCCGCUCAGCGUCAAGCCAGUAAGCAGGGAGACCAACCUCAAACGCGCCACCUCCAUGUCUCGGUCGCGAUGCCAUACGCCGCACUUCCACGAGCCAGAGAUAAUGGUUGCGGAGGAGCAUGGGAAGCAGAAGGCGGCGUAUUACGCGGGCUGGGCGGCCGGCUUCCAUCACAAUAGAGCGCCCUCACUGAAUCACACAGUGCUUCCACAACGGCAUCACAGCCUAGACCAGCUGGACAUGCUGCACAGCCGGCAAGACUACUCGACCAACUACGGGAUGUACUCGAACCCGACCAACCGCUACCUGCGCCGCGACUUCUACAACCAGUCGGGUUAUACGAGUCACCAUCGUCCCUUCUGAAAAGGGCUUUACUGCAAAAAGUUCCGCCUAUCCGAUACAAGGAUAUGAGCGGUCGGACAUUUCGUUUUGGUAGUGUUAUAGCGUGUGAAUAGUGCGAGUGUAGGUUUUAAGGGUCGCUGGGGAGUUACGGGAGUUUUGACGCUGUUGGUUAGGGGUUAAGGUCGCAUUUUGUUUGGGAAAA